AUGUCGGCUUUCUUCCGGACCUCGCGCCUCGUGCGCCCUGCUACCCUGUCUGCUCGAGCGCAUGCUACUCAACAUAUCCGUCGGACACUCGCCACAGCCGCUGAGAAGCCCUUCUUCUCAGAUGAGCCCGAGGGUCCAACCGUGUCGACAGCUAUUCCCGGCCCGGAAGGCAAGAAAGCCAUUGCCCAGCUCGACAAGGUCUUUGACACUCGGAGCUUGAACUUGCUUGCCAGAUACCCCGACUCCGUUGGUAAUUAUAUUCGGGACCCUGACGGCAAUACCUUCCUUGAUGUGUAUGCCCAAAUUGCCUCUAUCCCUGUUGGCUAUAACAAUCCUGCGCUGGCAGAGGCCGCUCGCUCGCCUGAAAUGGUCACUGCUCUCAUAAACCGGCCCGCUCUCGGCAACUUCCCCUCUGACGACUGGGCAUCAAUCCUUGAGACUGGUAUUCUGACAGUUGCUCCCAAAGGUUUGAACCAGGUCUUUACCGCCAUGGCUGGUUCAGACGCAAACGAAACUGCCUACAAGGCCGCUUUCAUGUGGAAGCGUCGGCAAGAACGUGGCGGGCCGGACGUUGAUUUCACCAAUGAAGAAACUACCUCAGUCAUGAACAAUCAAUCCCCCGGUGCUCCUCAACUCUCCAUUCUCUCUUUUAAGAAGGCCUUCCACGGCCGGCUUUUUGGCAGUUUGAGUACUACUCGCAGCAAGCCCAUCCACAAACUCGAUAUCCCCGCGUUCAAUUGGCCCCAGGCUUCUUUUCCUGCUCUCAAAUACCCUCUGGAGGAACACGCCGAGGAGAACGCCAAAGAAGAAGCUCGCUGUCUCGAAGAAACCGAGCGGCUGAUCAAAGAAUGGCCUCAGCCCCCGGCCGCUGUCGUCGUUGAGCCCAUCCAGUCCGAAGGUGGUGAUAACCAUGCUUCGCCUGCCUUCUUCCGGGGCCUGCGGGAACUCACCAAGAAGCAUAAUAUCCUAUUCAUUGUAGACGAAGUGCAGACUGGUGUUGGUGCAACGGGCAAAUUCUGGGCGCAUGAACACUGGGACCUCCCUUCGCCGCCUGACAUGGUGACUUUCUCCAAAAAGGCCCAAACGGCAGGCUACUACUAUGGGAACCCCGAGCUGCGGCCCAACAAGCCAUACAGACAGUUCAACACAUGGAUGGGUGAUCCGGCCCGCGCAAUCCUGUUCCGCGCCAUCAUCAAAGAAAUCGAGCGCCUCGAUCUCGUGAACCACACUGCCCAGGUCGGUGAUUAUCUCUAUGCCGGCCUUGAGCGCCUUGCGGGCCAGUAUCCCGACCAGAUUCAAAACUUGCGCGGAAAGGGCCAGGGCACUUUCAUUGCGUUUGACUCCCCCCAACGUGACGCCUUCUUGAAGAAUGCCAAAUCUUAUGGAGUAAACAUUGGUGGAAGCGGUGAGACUGCGGUCCGUCUACGACCCAUGCUCAUCUUCCAGCAGCACCAUGCUGAUAUCCUUUUGGACGUUGUCGAGAAGCUCAUCAAAUCAUGA
Molecule: messenger RNA, 1500 nt
Organism: Xylona heveae TC161
Lineage: Eukaryota; Fungi; Ascomycota; Xylonomycetes; Xylonales; Xylonaceae
Product: 4-aminobutyrate aminotransferase
Exons: 2
Coding region: 1-1500 (499 amino acids)
Biological process (GO): GABA catabolic process
Cellular component (GO): mitochondrion
Molecular function (GO): pyridoxal phosphate binding
Source: RefSeq, a predicted model, not a curated record